This is a messenger RNA of Protopolystoma xenopodis, 852 nucleotides long. The record is from the annotation of a GenBank genome assembly. Lineage: Eukaryota; Metazoa; Platyhelminthes; Monogenea; Polystomatidea; Polystomatidae.
UCCGCCUUUGACGGCUCCAUUGAUUCUGGCAAGUCUUCUAUUCACCCAACUUCCUCGGACUCUGUGCCAUCAAAAUCUCCGCAUCGGCAUCUGCCUGACUUGUCAACUCCCACGUCGAAUCCUCCUCCUUUACCUCGGCGGACUAACCGCUUGACUUUUAUCACCGCAGCCUCCACCACUGCGACCACUAAUGACUUGUAUGCCGAUAAAUUGGGUCCCAGUGGAGCCUCUCUCGCCAAACUGCCUUCGCCGCCAUCACAUGAUACCAGCCUGUCACCAUCAAAUACAAUUAUUUCACGUCAUAGCCAACCAAAUGAUCAACCAACUCCAAGUCAAUCCCUUUACAAUUCCAGUAGCUCCCCAUUUACUGAUGCCAGUCCUUUGAGCUCCAUAGCUUCCCAUCAGUCAGAAUCACUCGCAUCCUCUUCGUCUCUCUGUUCAGCUUCUUCAUCGUUCAUCGGUAAGCUGAACAUAACGACGAUGCCAAUAAAUCCAUCGAUGACGAUGCCUGAGCUGUCCGUCUUCGCUGCGUUGACAGAGGUAUGGCGAGCGCACUUCUAUAAUGGUGGUGGCAGUUCCUUUCUGACUGCGGGAUCUACAAGCCCACCACCUGUGCACUUCGUCACCGGUGACUUGAGUUUGGCUUUUCCGUCAGCUUUGAUGCGUUCCGGCGAGGCCAUGGCCACUAAGGACUUGGUAGAUUCAGCCUCUGUCUGGCUUCCGGAACUCAUCAUUGUGCUUUCUUCCGCGGAACGCGUGAGAGACCUCACGGCCAAACAUCCAGGAAUCACGAUCCGGCAGGUUUUACAUGCACACUACUUUGUUCAUGCCUUUAUUGAUAUGAGUCUGUAA